GCUUUUCGUUUACCUAUAAAAGCUCAAAACCCACGGAGGAAUCCCCCAGAGGGUUCAUAGAUAGAUCCUUGAGUUUGAAAUACGUUGAGAGGGAGGGAGAGAUGGAUUCGGAGUCCGAGAGAGAGGAUUCACGAAGAUCUACUCCGAAACUCUUCGUAUUGUCGCUUCCAAACCACCACCGGCGUGAUCCAUCGGACAUGCCCGACCCGCCACUGCAAACCUCGAUCUCGAUACCGUUCGAGUGGGAGGAAGUGCCGGGCAAGCCCAAGCGGGCCAAUGACCAGCCCAAGCCCAGUGCAGUCGCGAGCCUGCCGUGCCUUGAGCCGCCUCCAAGGCUGUGGGACGAGGCCAAGUUUACCAAUACGCCCUCCCCGACGAGCGUGCUCGAUGGACCUUACAUGUGUCGGCGCUCGGCUCAGACGUUCUCGUUCAGGAAGAUAGGAGGGUCUUUCAGGAGUCCGGAGAAGAGGGGCAAGGGAGAGGUGAAGGAGAAGGCGUCAAUUUUCGGGUCGAUGAGGUGGGGAAUAUUAAGGGAGAAAGCAGAAGACGUUGAGGGUAUUCCUGAGUUUUCAUCUUCCUUCCGUGGAGCUAGAAGUGGCGGUGAUAGCGCCGGCGGCGGGGGAGAUGGUUACUCACAUACCGACACAAGGAGGAGGAGAGGGGGCUUCAUAGGUCUAUCUCAAUCAAAGUCACAUUUGUGGGCAACGCUUUGUGAAAACUUUAAGCAGGUGGUUCCAUGGAGGCGAAAGCAGGACAAUUACGAGAAAGUUUAAAAUGUUGAACCAUCCCUCAUCUUUCUUCUCACCGGAUCAUAUGAUCAUCUUUUCGUGGCAAUGCAAUGUUCUUUUUAGACCAUCAUGGAAUUUGUAUAGAUAUAAGUUAUUAUAUUAUACGGUAGGAUGGUUGGAAGAUGGGUACUGGAUAUUUCUUUUUCUU
This is a messenger RNA of Rhodamnia argentea, 936 nucleotides long. RefSeq lists its product as uncharacterized. The record is from RefSeq and is a predicted model, not a curated record. The transcript is spliced from 2 exons. NCBI's taxonomy places the organism in Eukaryota, Viridiplantae, Streptophyta, Magnoliopsida, Myrtales, Myrtaceae. The coding region runs from base 102 to 773 and encodes 223 amino acids.